Chroicocephalus ridibundus (black-headed gull) is the source of this 4671-nucleotide messenger RNA. RefSeq names its product NDC80 kinetochore complex component (gene NDC80). The transcript is spliced from 17 exons. Bases 149 to 2071 code for a protein of 640 amino acids. The record is from RefSeq and is a predicted model, not a curated record. Lineage: Eukaryota; Metazoa; Chordata; Aves; Charadriiformes; Laridae. Gene Ontology annotation, biological process: attachment of mitotic spindle microtubules to kinetochore. Gene Ontology annotation, cellular component: Ndc80 complex.
CCCUGGGUCUCGCCAUAGCACAGAAGCGCCUCACGCACUUACCGCCGCUGCUCCGCUCCUUGUGGGCGCCGCCAUCUUGUUGUACGGACACGACCUUUCCUCCUAACAAUCUCCGGGGCAAUCAAGCGGGCUUAGUAGUUUAGUCACAAUGAGACGAAGUUCAAGUAUUGCUGGAAGCAGUGGUCGCCAAUCUAUGAUGGCACUGAGAGUGCAGGACAACAACAAGAUGGGUCUUCAAACACCUCAGAUGAAGGACAGAGGUACGUUUGGGAAGCUGAGCAUGAGCAAACCUACACCUGGAACUUCGGAAAGAAAAGUCAGCUUUUUUGGGAAGAGAACUAGUGGGGCUGGAGGUUCACGCAACAGUCAGUAUGGUGUGUUCGGGACAGAAAAGAUCAAGGAUCCCAGGCCACUUCACGACAAGGCAUUCAUCCAACAAUGUAUCAAACAGCUUUGUGAGUUUCUUGUGGAGAAUGGUUACGCCCAUAAUGUUUCCAUGAAAUCGCUACAGUCUCCAUCAGUUAAGGACUUUUUAAAAAUCUUCACUUUUAUCUAUGGGUUUCUCUGCCCUUCUUACGAACUGCCUGACUCAAAAUUUGAAGAGGAAAUUCCCAGAGUUUUUAAAGAACUUGGGUACCCCUUUGCUUUGUCAAAAAGCUCCAUGUACACAGUGGGAGCACCACACACAUGGCCUCAGAUCGUGACAGCUUUGGUUUGGUUAAUUGAUUGUGUCAAGUUGUAUGCUGCCAUGAGGGAAAAUGCACCAUCGUUUGAUGAUGGACAAAACUGGGGAGGAGAGACGGAUGAUGGAAUUGUACAUAAUAAGCUUUUCCUGGACUACACUGUUAAGUGCUAUGAGCACUUCAUGAAAGGGGGUGAUACUUUUGAAGAACUGGAUGCAGAAGUGCGGUCAAAAUUAAAGGAUUUAUUUAAUAUAGAUGAAUUCCAGGUAGAAGGUUUAGCAGCUGACAACAAAAGACUUCAAGAAGAGAUUGCAAGACUAGAAAAAGAAAAGGAAAGCGAGCCGGAUCGUAGAGUAACACUACGAAACCUGAAAUCGUCUCUUCAAGCAGAUGUCCAGAAAUACCAGGCUUAUUUGACUAAUCUGGAAUCUCAUAUAGCCAUCCUUGAUCAAAAAAUGGAAGGUGUUAAUGAGGAAGUUGAGACAGCAGAAAUGGAAGUAGAAGCAAUGAAGCAGGAGAAUGCCCGGCUCCAGCACAUCUUUGAUAAUCAAAAGUACUCAGUUGCGGACAUUGAGAGAAUAAAUCAUGAGAGAAAUGAGUUGCAGCAAACCAUUAACAAGCUGACUAAGGAAGUGGAAGCAGAAGAACAUCAGCUGUGGAAUGAAGAGCUAAAAUAUGCUAGGAAUAAAGAGGCGAUUGAAAUGCAACUGGCAGAGUAUCAUAAACUGGCUCGAAAGCUGAAAUUAAUUCCAGUAAGCGCUGAGAAUUCCAAAGGCCACAACUUUGAGAUUCAGUUUAAUCCUGAGGCAGGACCAAAUUGCCUAGUCAAAUACAGAACUCAGAUCAAGGCCCCCCUUAUGGAGAUCAUAAACCAGACUGAGGAAGAAAUUAGGAAAGCUACUCAACGGAAGAUGUCUUUGGAAGAUACUUUGGAACAGGUGAAUGUAAUGGUAGUGGACAAGAAAAGUAGUGUGAAAACACUGAAAGAAGAAGCAGAAAAGCUGGAUGAUCUUUACCAUCAGAAGCUUAAGGAGGCAGAAGAGGAAGAGCAAAAAUGUGCAAAUGAACUGGAAUUGUUAGAGAAGCAUAAACAGUUACUUGAGAGUGGUGUCAAUGAAGGUCUCAGUGAAGCCACAAAUGAAUUGCAUGAUCUUCAACGACAAUAUCAAGUUGUUAUGCAAACAACAACAGAAGAGAGCAGGAAAGCUGGUGAUAACUUGAAUCGUCUUUUAGAAGUGAUUGCUACUCAUGUCGUAUCUAUAGAGAAAUAUCUUGAUGAACAGAAUGUGAAAAUUGACAGAGACUAUGAAGAAUUCAUGUCUGAAGAUCUAUUGUCAAUCUUGACCAGAAUUCUAGACAGUUAUAAAAAGAAGGCUGAAAAUCUGUAAUUACCAAAAAGGGGAAGAUGAAAAUUUUGUGUUUCUGAAGCUCUGGUAUGGUGCCUUCUAAAAGGAUGGGUACUUCCUGUGUUUAGCAAUGAAACUGGUUUUAAGUGUAAGGAAAUGUUUAUGAACAUCCUUUUGUUUUAUUGACAAAAAUACGUUAAAGAAUUAAACAAUAUAUUUUCAUUUUCUUUAAAAAAGCUUUGCUUACACUUCCUCCUUGCAAUAUGUUAUACAUGAUUACAAACAACACAACUGUGGAUCAGCUUAAUUUCAUUUUUUCUUUAUAAUAAAAUAAUUUGUGCCCUUCUAGGAACAUUAGUAAGAUAAGAGUACAGUUAACCUGUUAAAAUAACAAGCCAGAGGGGACUUAAAGAUGGCACCGCAGGUGACAGCACAAAUGCAGAGAGUGCUGACAACAUGAAAUACUGCAAUAACUAGUGGAUUUUGUAAACUUCUAAGAUUGCUAACUGAGAAAAGAGUUAACGCUUUCCUUUCUGGAGUAUUGUUUGUGCAUUUCAUAAUAUACUUAUGUAUUUAGCACACAUGCGUGACAGUGCACAUCCUUCCUCAAGCUUUUUUUUUUUUUUAGUAGCAAGCCAACUGUAAAUGUCUUUCAGUCUCCUUCUUGUUCAGUUAUCUACAAAACUGCCCAGAGACUCCUCUUACAUGAGUAAGAUUAUUUAUUUUUUUUUAAUAAAAACCUCUUUGAAAAGAUCAGUAGUCUGUAGAAGUUAUACAGUAGUCUUGUAAAUAGUCUAGAGAAAUAAACAUAGUCAGUUUGAAAACAAAGUUAUAGUUAUGUCCCUAAUUGCUCAUAGUCACAGAUGAAACCUCACCGUACUUCUUGAAUAUGUAUAGCAGAGAUAGCCCUAAGUAGGACAACAUAUGAAUUCUGGUGAUAUAGCUAGUCAGUUGUAGAUUUGGCUGAUGUUGGAUACAUCAAAAUGGACUGAAAUAAGUCUGCAUUCUUCUUGUUAGAGCAGUAGGACAGACUCUAUUUGAUUUUUCUUCCUCAGGAAAGUAGCAGUAAAAUUAACGUAUGGGGAGCUCCAGUCCAAAUACAUUGAAGAAAAUAUUACAUGUAUUUCUCUUUGUUCAGCGCUAUGUGAUGGUGUCUUAUCUACUCUGUAUAUACCUUUGUGUUUAAAAAUAAUAAUAAUAAAUCAGCAUUUAUGUCUUGGAUAGUUUAGUUUAUGAUGGUAUUUCCUAAGAAAAGUAUUGAAGUAUUUGAGUGUUUUUAAGAGUUCAGUGAUAAAUAUCACUGAUUCAAAUAUAGUCAUAAAAACAACUUUGCAGUCUGUUCAAAAGUUUUUAACAGAUGAUAGUUAAAUGAAGUUGCUCCUUAAUUCUAUAACUACUCACAAUAUUUGAAUGAAAUGCAGAUCCCAAGGAUAUACAACAAAACUAAAGUUGGACCAUCUGAACACAGACUGCAAGUGAAAACUAAGUUGUCUUUAAUUCUAGGCUAUUUUUGCAGUGCGUAGAUAAAACUCAGUUGUCCUUAACAUAGUGUAUGAAUCUUCUGGCUCUGGUAUGAGUAUUUUCUUUCAGAUAUUGUGAUAAUGAUGGCGUUACUUAAGCUUCUAACUUUCUGUUCUUUUGCUGUACUCCAGAAGUUUAAUUUGACAGCUAUAAAAGUUUUCUGACAGGUGGGUAGUAUUUAUGCUUUCUUCUGUUGUCCUCUUUCAUUUUACCUUUACAAACUCUUUUUCUCUUUUCCUGUAGCAGCCUAAUCCUUAUCAAAUCUCAGUUCCUUCUCUUCAGAAACAUUUUUUCCUUUGUGAUCUUCCUAGUAUUUUUGUUAUAUUAAGCAACAUUCUUCUAAUUAAGCAAAACUGUGAACCAUACAGAAUAAUCACGUUCCUUUAAAAUAUGUGCUUAUUUAGGGGCUGUUGCGCUCUCUUGGCUGAUCUUUCCUGAUACAUGUUUGUCUCUGCUUCUAUAACUGACUGUUCCUGUGUUUAUUAGUAUCUGCAGGUUCUUUGCCAUGUGGAGUAGUCAGCUGACUGAGUAAAUGAAAGCAAAAUAAAUGUCACUUCCAAGGACUAAUACUAACACAAUGGUACUGAGUUAAAGAAUUAAGGUCACAACGACCUUCCUUUGUGUACUGGCAAACGUAUUAUUCUGAACUUAAAGUAGUCUGAGUAAUAAAAAGUCCACAUUUGUAAUGUUGGCAACAAGUUAUUGGGUCUGUAUGUCAGUUAAACUGAAUUGACAUUAGAACGAGCUAAGGCUUUGACUUAGGUUCUGUAAAAUGCUAUGGGGGCUUUUAUGUCGUAAUAUAACAAUAGAUUAAUAUUGGCCAAUGUUUACUAGAUAAGACAUCUCCACAUUUUAAAAUGGAGGUAAUUUUUCAGUGCUUCUUGAACAUGGCUCCCAUGUGAUAUUUGAAGUCAAGUUGGUCAGUUAUUUUUUUUAUUUGUAUUCUGGAAUAUGGCUCUUAAAGUUAGACAACGGACACUUGAACAUAGUUACUGCUCUUGAUUUCGGAUUUGUUUCUUUUUUUUACCAGAAUGUAAAGUCUUAAUCAGAACGUACCACUGGCACCGGCACAUUUCAGUAGUACGAGUCAUUUGUAAAUUUUUUGGCUUUUGUAUGGAUAC